GGCCGCCAGAUGGGGCCAAGUUCCGGCGUGCGUGCCGAGGCCAACUUGGAUUCGCGCUCCGCUGGCGACCACCGCGUCCGGCCCCUUGGAGACGAUCUGUUCCCGGGUCCCCCAAACUAGUUCCCGACGCCAGACCCGCGGCACUCCCAGUGCUGAAUUUGGGGGGAACCUUUUUCGUUUCUUUUCAUCACUUUACGUUGUACCCGCCUCAAAAGGGCUGACUGCAUUUCAGAAAGAAUCAACUUUUUUCGAUGGACCUAUUCAUCAAGUGAAAUAUAUCAGAACUGUUUUAAGAAGCUUUGUACUUCAUCAUAGAAAAGUUCUUUCCUACCCCCCAGCCCCAAUGAAAAUGAGGACAUUUGAAAAGUGAUUUAAGGUGUGGACAUUUGAGAAGGUGUCUCAUCAAGUCAGUGAACCAAAGGAUAAGUACUGAAUAGAUUAAUCCAAAGCACUAUUUUUAAACCAGGAGGAUUUCAUCUUGACAGAAAACCAACUGUUAAUUUAAUAUGUCUUUUUCUGGGGUUAAGAGAAACAAGAAUAGACUUAAAAUAGAUGAAGAUAUUUAGUAAAUAAGCAAUGUCAACUCUAUUCUGAUUAGGGUAACCGAGUAAUGUUAAAUACAAAUCUGUGGUUGUGGUCCUAGAAGUAAGAUACCUUUUUGAUGGAACUGGUAUUAAGAGAAGUAGCACCUUUUGUGCAUUCAAUUCAGUGAUAAAACUUAUAAUCAUCGGCAUGAGUGGCUUAGAAGAGGAAAUAAAGAAGCUUUCAACUAAAUCCAAGUGUAGUCAUUUUUUUUUUGCUGUUAUUUUAAAAACCUCUUCAUACUCACUUUAAAAGAAUUGACAACUGUUUUAAAAGAUUAAAGAAAGGCAGAUGUCUGCAAAUAAUUCCCCUCCAUCAGCCCAGAAGUCUGUAUUACCUGCAGCUAUUCCUGCCGUGCUUCCAACUGCUUCUCCAUGUUCAAGUCCUAAGACAGGACUGUCUGCCCGACUCUCUAAUGGAAGCUUCAGUGCACCAUCACUCACCAACUCCAGAGGCUCAGUGCAUACAGUUUCAUUUCUACUGCAGAUUGGCCUCACACGGGAGAGUGUUACCAUUGAAGCCCAGGAACUGUCUUUAUCUGCUGUCAAAGAUCUUGUGUGCUCCAUUGUUUAUCAAAAGUUUCCAGAGUGUGGAUUCUUUGGCAUGUAUGAUAAAAUUCUUCUCUUUCGUCAUGACAUGAACUCAGAAAAUAUUUUGCAGCUGAUUACCUCAGCAGAUGAAAUACAUGAGGGAGACCUAGUAGAAGUUGUUCUUUCAGCUUUGGCCACAGUAGAAGACUUCCAGAUUCGUCCACAUACUCUUUAUGUGCAUUCUUACAAAGCUCCUACUUUUUGUGAUUAUUGUGGUGAGAUGCUCUGGGGAUUGGUACGUCAGGGACUGAAAUGUGAAGGCUGUGGAUUAAAUUACCAUAAACGAUGUGCCUUCAAGAUUCCAAAUAACUGUAGUGGAGUAAGAAAGAGACGUCUGUCAAAUGUAUCUUUACCAGGACCUGGCCUCUCAGUUCCAAGACCCCUACAGCCUGAAUGUGCAGCCCUUCCCAACGAAGAGUCACAUGUUCACCAAGAACCAAGUAAGAGAAUUCCUUCUUGGAGUGGUCGUCCAAUCUGGAUGGAAAAGAUGGUGAUGUGCAGAGUAAAAGUUCCACACACAUUUGCUGUUCACUCUUAUACCCGUCCCACAAUAUGUCAGUACUGCAAGCGGUUACUGAAAGGCCUCUUUCGGCAAGGAAUGCAGUGUAAAGAUUGCAAAUUCAAUUGCCAUAAACGGUGUGCAUCAAAAGUACCAAGAGACUGCCUUGGGGAGGUUACUUUCAAUGGAGAACCUUCCAGUCUGGGAACAGAUACAGAUAUACCAAUGGACAUUGACAGUAAUGACUUGAAUAGUGAGGGUAGUCGGGGCUUAGAUGACACAGAAGAACCAUCUCCCCCAGAAGAUAAAAUGUUCUUCCUGGAUCCAUCUGAUCUUGAUGUGGAAAGAGAUGAAGAAGCUGUUAAAACAAUCAGUCCAUCAACGAGCAAUAACAUUCCACUAAUGAGGGUUGUACAAUCCAUCAAGCACACAAAGCGGAAGAGCAGCACAAUGGUGAAGGAAGGUUGGAUGGUCCAUUACACCAGCAGGGAUAACCUGAGAAAGAGGCAUUAUUGGAGACUUGAUAGCAAAUGUCUAACAUUAUUUCAAAAUGAAUCUGGAUCAAAGUAUUACAAGGAAAUUCCACUUUCAGAAAUUCUCCGCAUAUCUUCACCACGAGAUUUCACAAACAUUUCACAAGGCAGCAACCCACACUGUUUUGAAAUCAUCACUGAUACCAUGGUAUACUUUGUUGGUGAGAACAAUGGGGACAGCUCUCACAAUCCUGUUCUUGCUGCCACUGGAGUUGGACUUGAUGUAGCACAGAGCUGGGAAAAGGCAAUUCGCCAAGCUCUCAUGCCUGUUACCCCUCAAGCAAGUGUUUGCACUUCUCCAGGGCAAGGGAAAGAUCACAAAGAUUUAUCUACCAGUAUCUCUGUAUCUAAUUGUCAGAUCCAGGAGAAUGUGGACAUCAGUACUGUUUACCAGAUCUUUGCAGAUGAGGUGCUUGGUUCAGGCCAGUUUGGCAUUGUUUAUGGAGGAAAACAUAGAAAGACUGGAAGGGAUGUGGCUAUUAAAGUAAUUGAUAAGAUGAGAUUCCCUACAAAACAAGAAAGUCAACUCCGUAAUGAAGUGGCUAUUUUACAGAAUUUGCACCAUCCUGGGAUCGUAAAUCUGGAAUGUAUGUUUGAGACCCCAGAACGAGUCUUUGUGGUAAUGGAAAAGCUGCAUGGAGAUAUGUUGGAAAUGAUUCUAUCCAGUGAGAAAAGUCGGCUUCCAGAACGAAUUACUAAAUUCAUGGUCACACAGAUACUUGUUGCUUUGAGGAAUCUGCAUUUUAAGAAUAUUGUGCACUGUGAUUUAAAGCCAGAAAAUGUGCUGCUUGCAUCAGCAGAGCCAUUUCCUCAGGUGAAGCUGUGUGACUUUGGAUUUGCACGUAUCAUUGGUGAAAAGUCAUUCAGGAGAUCUGUGGUAGGAACUCCAGCAUACUUAGCCCCCGAAGUUCUCCGGAGCAAAGGUUACAACCGUUCUCUAGAUAUGUGGUCAGUGGGAGUUAUUGUCUAUGUGAGCCUCAGUGGCACGUUUCCUUUCAAUGAGGAUGAAGAUAUAAAUGACCAAAUCCAAAAUGCUGCGUUUAUGUACCCACCAAAUCCAUGGAGAGAAAUUUCUGGUGAAGCAAUUGAUUUGAUAAACAACCUGCUUCAAGUGAAGAUGAGAAAACGUUAUAGUGUUGACAAAUCUCUUAGUCAUCCUUGGCUACAGGACUAUCAGACUUGGCUUGACCUUAGAGAAUUUGAAACUCGCAUUGGAGAACGUUACAUUACACAUGAAAGUGACGAUGCUCGCUGGGAAAUACAUGCAUACACACACAACCUUUUAUAUCCAAAGCACUUCAUUAUGGCUCCCAAUCCAGAUGAUAUGGAAGAAGAUCCCUAAUUAUCAAAGAGCUAACUUCAAUGAGCAAAGAUUUCAUUUUGUGGACUGAUACUUUGUUGCGUUACUGUUCGUUGUAGGUUGUCAUCUGCAAGGAUGCAAAGACAUAAGGAAGUAUAAGGAAUUGGUGACACCAAUACUGUAGUUCAUAAUGAGUAGGUACAGGAGAGGAAACUGAGUAAUAAAAACUCACAGUGGAAUCAAGGUGAAACUUUUUAUAAAUUUUUGUAGCAUUUUUUUCUAAUCCUUCACUUUUGUACUACAGUGGCACUUAAUGUAUCUUCCCUUUCCUGUUUUUACAUUUGUGUUUUUAAAAGGAAAAUAAAAAAGGCAAGCUAGAGUUCAAUAAUUGCAUAGCUUGACCAAAUCAUACAAGAGUUAUAGGUAGUAACAGAUUUGUAUUUAAGAGAUAACUGUGAGGAAACCAAUAUGUGAUUUUACAAGGACUUUUAACAUUUGUUUAACCAACCAUGGAUGCAUUGAGGGGUUUUUUCUAUAUGUCUAGAAAAGGAGCGCAGGACUGUUUCACCUUUCUUUUUUAGGUCAAUCAAGACUCUGAAACAGUGAUUCCUAACCUUUUUGAAUUAUGACUCUGUGCUCUCCAACAUGAAAAUUAGGUUGUCACCUUUUUUGUAUUUGGCAACAGUGGGACAUUUACAUUACAAAACAAGUAAGAACUGAUGUUCUAAGUGUUGAACUAUUACACAUGUCUUCACAUAUAGCUCAGCUCUACGUUCUGACUGACACCAUCCUGACGCCAAUACUGGAUUCCAGUGUUCAAUGGGUACAGAUCUAAACUUUACACAAUUUAUCUUUACCCAGGGUUGAAUAACGUGAGGGAUAAAAUUAAGUAUGUACUAAAAGGAAGGCCAGUGCAAGGUCAGUUAAUGCUACAGUUACUGUAUAGCAAACAGUAUCCUGUUUUUCUUCCCUUAUCCUGUUAGAGGACUUUGCACAUAUCUGAAAUGUUUUUGAAUCAAUUAUUUUAAGCAGUUUGGUGGAAUGGUAGGGGUGGAACAUGAAGCACUUACUUUAUAAGGGUGGGGCUGUAUUAUCAGCUCAGCAAAUAAAAGAAUAAGUAUUUCCUUUUACCUUUCAGUUCCAGCAGCCAUCUAUUUUAAAAAUAGUUACUAAUAUUUCCCCAAAGAAAGUUUAAGAGCUGGAAUCAUCCACUUGGAAGAAAUCUGUGGCUUUUUGUUUCUUUGUUCCUCAGUAAUCAUUGUGAACCUUUUUUUCUUUUUCUUCCCUACUCUAAGAAGACUGAAAGAGUUAAGUCUUGGCUGCAUUAUUAUUAGCUAUGUUGACCUGGGCAGAGAUGACAGUCUGUCUGAGUCUGUAGUUCCUCAGUGUAUUUAUAAAAUGAAGAUCAUAAUUCUCACCUCUACCUUCCUCAUAGUGUUGUGAAGAUCAGAUAUGUAUGAAUGUAUUUAAUAAACUAAAAACUGUAAGUGUUAACUCUUAUUGCACAUUGAAUUUGAGGUAGCAGAGGAAAAGAAUGUUCCUGUAUAUGAAGACUAAGAUUGAGAGGGCCUUUAGAGAUCCCUGAAGCUACUGUCCUAUCUAGGACUAAAAAUAUCCUUGAGAGAAUUGUAGCAAACAUUAUGUAGUGCCCCUGUGUUCUAAGUUGUUUUAUGUUUUAAUUUACCCUCACAACAAUAGGGUGGUAAGUACAUUAGGAACCCAUCUUACAGAUAAGGAAAUUAAGGCACAGGGAGAUUAACCAGCUGCCAAAAUUCAUAGUAUGUGUAUUUGAACCCAGACAGUAUGGUUCCAGAGUCCCUCUUAAAUCCACCUGACAAUUAUGCUGUACUGUCUACCACAAAUACCGCCAGGAGACAUUCCCUGUCUUUCAGUAAUUUGUUCUCAUGUGGGAGUUUCAAAGAUUAAACCAAAUUAAUUUUGAGAAAACAUUUUAGAAAUGUUAUUUUCCCUGUGGAAGAGGAUGACUUCCCCAGAUUUCUCCAUAGUAAGUCUGUUUAUAUCAGCAUGCACAAAAUGGAAUAAUUGUGAGUCACUAGGCAACCUGUUGUGGUUUUAUUGCAUAUGGUGAAAAUCAACUGGAAUGAUGUUUGUUUGCUAUACUUAAUCAACCAUACAAGCCAUGAAAUUAAUUGCACUCUUUUUCUAUUUUUGUUGUUGAAUGCCUAAGUUUUCUAAAAUUUUGUAAAGGCACUGUCAGAUAAUUUGGAGUUGAGUAAUUACUCCAGAUACUGUAUAACCUACAUAACCUUUUGUCUUGAAGUCAAGUUGUGUUUGUAUAAGAAAUAAUUGUCUGCUAGAAACAUUUGAUAAUGUAUAGUCUAUAAUGACACUGUUCAGUACAUUUUUAUAUUUUUUGUUACAUCCAGCUUUUUGUAAAUAUUCUCAAAGAAGCUUGAUAAUAAAAUGUAUUUCCAUAUCAUCAUACUUUUCAUAUGAAAACCUAAGCCUAUCUCUAUUAGAGGUAUCUAAAGAAAAUUUUAUUUGGUUGUGUUAUUUUUCCAGGCCGUGGUAAUAGAACUAUUUGGGAAAUAAUAUUUGUAAAUAGAACUAAUUGCUAUAUUUAAAAGUACUGAUUUUUUUUUACUUGACAAAAAUAAAAAAACUAAUUUUUACACUUUUAUACUAAA
This is a messenger RNA of Microcebus murinus (gray mouse lemur), 6152 nucleotides long. It is a transcript of the gene PRKD3, whose product is annotated as protein kinase D3. The record is from RefSeq and is a predicted model, not a curated record. Gene Ontology annotation, molecular function: protein serine/threonine kinase activity; ATP binding. Gene Ontology annotation, biological process: phospholipase C-activating G protein-coupled receptor signaling pathway; protein phosphorylation; intracellular signal transduction. NCBI's taxonomy places the organism in Eukaryota, Metazoa, Chordata, Mammalia, Primates, Cheirogaleidae. Gene Ontology annotation, cellular component: cytosol.